Molecule: messenger RNA, 3204 nt
Organism: Saccharomyces eubayanus
Lineage: Eukaryota; Fungi; Ascomycota; Saccharomycetes; Saccharomycetales; Saccharomycetaceae
Gene: MIL1
Product: Mil1p
Exons: 1
Coding region: 1-3204 (1067 amino acids)
Source: RefSeq, a predicted model, not a curated record
AUGUCUGAUUCGGAAGAAGAUUUGGGCCUACAGUUGAAAGGCUUGAAGAUUGCAAGACAUUUGAAGAGCUCAGAAGAGCGCACCUGCCCCGGAUCCGAUUCAGGUUCCGACUCGAGCAAUCACGAUGAUUUAACCAUUAUUAAUAAUACUAAUGGUAAAGACACCUUUGUUGGUCAGGACAGGGCAGACGGAGUAUCGGAGGAGGAUUCGUUGCAUGAGGAGGAACCUGCAACAGAGGAAAGAAGUUUGCCCUCACCACAACCACAGGCUAGUACAGAUGAAGCAGAUAGCGGUACUAACCUGGACGAUGAUGCGGGUUUGCAGGAUCCUUUUAGUUCUGUACAAGAUCCUGAUCCGUUCGCGGAUAAAAAGUCUAGAGAUGGUUCUGACUCCGGCUCUGAUUCCGAUGAUGGCUGGCAAGAGAUGCCUGCCAUAUCAUCAUUCAAUAUAUACAACAAUAAAGGUGAACUAGAGCUGACGUCCAAGGUAAGAGACCCAGAGCUCCCCCUUAACACUACUACUACAGUUCUCUCCGCAAAGAACUCAAAAAAUAUAAACGAUUCCAGAUUCGAUUAUACGAAAAUGGCGGCAGAACAGCAAGCUCAGCGAUCUUAUCGAACAAAUAAGAGGACAGAUUUCCUUUUCGACCAUAAGGUUCUGAAGAAAAAACUGAAUAAUUCACAAAAUUCCAUUAGCCUAACCUCUUCCCCUUCGACUACAUCAUUGAAUAAUGACAACAAUAACAACGACGAUGGUGAAGAUUCGUAUGAUGAAUAUGAAGACGAUGUAGAACCGGUUAGUGACUUAGACCGUGAUUCCCAGCUAAACAUAACGAAAAACCUAUUAAAUGAUAUGGAGAAGUUUGCAUAUAUAGGUGCAAUAAAUAUUCUUGCAAACCAAAUGUGUACAGAUUUAGCCACGCUAUGCCUUUGUAUUGACAUCAAAUCCCACAAAAAAUUAGCACAUCGACUACAAUUCACCCAAAAGGAUACGGCUGCGUGGAAAACCGUGGUUUUAUCAAGGCUAUAUGAUCAUUUAGGCAUAUCCUCAGAAGAAAUCGCAAUGAUCGAGAAACUUUCCUUGCACAAGAUCGAACUAGCAGAUCUAUGUAAGUGUUUGAAGACCACCCAAAGCAUAGACAAUCCAUGGGAGGAUUGUCCGGGCUAUGAUGAAAGUGUUCAAGAUGAAACGAUAAAAGAAGAGUCUUCCAAGGAACAAAAUGACGCGACACUGCCCACCACGCCCAGGCAAGAACAACAAACUGAAAAAUCGGAGGAGUCGAAUGUUGAAGGAUCUUCAUCGCCUUUGAAGGUUUCAUCAAAGGUACUCGACCCUGAGAAUGUCAAAGAUCAAGAUAAACUAAAUGUAGACGUGGCGUGGACCAUUAUAUGUGACCUCUUCUUGAUAUGUUUACAGUCUUCCACCUAUGAUUCAAGAUCAAGAACUUUGUUAAUCAGUUUUGCUAAAGCCCUGAAUAUGACAAAUCUAGAAAUCUGUGAAUUUGAAAGGCGUGUAACAGACUCCCUGGACAUGGAGCAGUCGACAGAAGAUCAGGUAUGGGAUGAGCAAAACCACAUGAAGAAUAGAAGAAAAAGUAAGAGAAGAAAGAAAAUGGCAUAUGUGGCGCUGGCUAUGGUAGGCGGUUCAUUGAUUCUUGGUUUAAGUGGUGGUUUAUUAGCACCCGUCAUAGGUGGUGGGAUUGCAGCCGGUUUAUCAACGAUAGGGAUCACCGGUGCCACAGGUUUUUUAACUGGGGUUGGUGGUACUGCUGUGGUUGCAGUAUCAAGUACAGCUAUUGGUGCCAACAUUGGUGCUAGAGGUAUGUCCAAGAGAAUGGGAAGUGUGCGAACUUUUGAAUUUAGGCCAUUGCAUAAUAAUAGAAGAGUUAAUCUAAUCUUAACCGUGUCAGGUUGGAUGGUUGGUAACGAGGAUGAUGUCAGAUUACCGUUUUCCACGGUGGAUCCUGUUGAAGGUGAUUUAUAUUCUUUGUAUUGGGAACCAGAAAUGCUGAAGUCCAUCGGUCAAACCGUUAGUAUUGUGGCCACUGAAAUCUUUACUACAUCACUUCAGCAAAUUUUAGGUGCCACUGUUCUAACGGCACUGAUCAGUUCCGUUCAAUGGCCAAUGGCCCUGUCGAAACUAGGUUACAUCUUGGAUAACCCUUGGAAUGUCUCCCUGGAUAGAGCUUGGUCUGCAGGCAAAAUUCUCGCAGACACUUUGAUUGCAAGAAAUCUAGGCUCACGCCCGAUUACGUUAAUCGGUUUUUCGAUAGGUGCGAGAGUUAUUUUUUCUUGUUUAAUUGAGUUAUGCAAGAAAAGGGCUUUAGGUUUGAUCGAAAAUGUGUACCUUUUUGGUACGCCAGCUGUCAUGAAAAGGGAACAGUUAGUCAUGGCAAGAUCUGUCGUUAGCGGGAGGUUCGUAAAUGGCUAUUCAGAUAAGGAUUGGUUUUUGGCGUACUUAUUUCGAGCUGCUGCAGGUGGAUUUAGUGCUGUUAUGGGAAUAUCAACCAUAGAAGAUGUUGAAGGUUUCGAGAAUGUCAAUUGUACCGAAUUAGUUGACGGUCACCUAAAUUAUCGUAAAAAUAUGCCCAAAUUAAUGAAGAAAAUCGGUAUUGCUGUUUUAAGUGAAGAUUUUAUUGAAAUCGAAGAAAUGAUGAACCCAGAAGAAGUCAAGAGACAAAGAAAACUGGUAAGCGAUGUCGAUGCAGCGCAAAAGAAAUUAAACGAAAGGAAAAAGCACAAUAGCUGGGUGCCGAAAUGGCUAAAACCCAAAAAAUCUAAAUGGAAGGUUAUGGUCGAAGAAGCUGUCGAAGAAGGAAGAGAUAUGCAAGACCUGCCAGAAACAGAUGCCAACAAUAAUGAAAGCGAAACCCAAGAUGAGAAUACAAAGCCAAAACGUAAAGAUGCCGCCCUUGUCGAUCAUGGGGCAUUAAUGCAUGAAUUAGAGCUUAUAAAACAGGCAAUGCGUGAAGACGAAUCAAAGAAAAAGAAUCUGCCAGCUGAAGACACGAAUGGAGCGGAAGCUUCAACUGAAUCUUUAGACGAAACCCAGCUCAGACCACCAUCAACACCAAGAAUAAAUCCACCACAGAGUCCUAAUCAUUUUCAAUUAUUAAGCGCUGGAAGAACCAUUCUCCCGGAGGAUGAUGAAAUGAAUUCUCGAGAAAAAAGAAGGAUGGAAUUUUCUUUUCCAGAUGAUAUAUAG